Molecule: messenger RNA, 486 nt
Organism: Sabethes cyaneus
Lineage: Eukaryota; Metazoa; Arthropoda; Insecta; Diptera; Culicidae
Product: perlucin-like
Exons: 1
Coding region: 1-486 (161 amino acids)
Biological process (GO): biological process involved in interspecies interaction between organisms
Cellular component (GO): external side of plasma membrane
Molecular function (GO): carbohydrate binding
Source: RefSeq, a predicted model, not a curated record
AUGCAUUUCACGGUAUACUUGUCGUCAUUACUGUUACUAGCAAUUACGUCGUUCGGUCAAAAUGGGAUACCAUUCAAUGUCGGUCGGUUCAAUAAGUACGUUGUCAUUAAUAACAGGGUGAAUUACUUCGAGGCCUGGCGGGGUUGUCAAUAUUAUGGCCAACAGUUGGCCUCCAUCACCACCCGGGAAGAAAACGAAAUCCUGCGGGAGCUCCUGGAUAUGCCGGAACAUGCCAACCACACGUACUGGAUCGCUGGAACGGACGUCGGCCGGAAGGGAAGUUGGAUCUGGAUAACCAACAAUGAACCGGUGGUUCUUUUCACGAACUGGGGACACGUCGGUCCGGAUAUGUCCCAGAGGCAGAACUGUAUGACCGUCGGCCGAUUUGCGGAUGAUCGGACCAUGUGGGAUGAUGUCGAGUGUGACCAAAAUAUGUACUUUAUCUGUGAGCGUAUUCCGCGCAAGCCAAUCAGAUAUGUUUCGUGA